UUACGUUACUGCAUGCGACUCAACACCAAGAAAGGGUUUCAGCUUCACAGACAUGUUCAGUUCAGAUUUCGAACACAUCGCAACACAACCGUUUUUAACGCUGCUCGUCUUAUUAUCUCCCGCAACAUUACGUCAUUCGCAUGCGCCUCUGCCUGAAGACAACGAAGGACAGAGCAUGGGAUAUCUUAGUAGAAUACUUCUUCUUACUCAGUUGCUAACCUUACAUCAUAUUUGGGGCAUUAUAGGGAACACCCUGCCGACCUGUGAACAGUCCCAGUUCAAGUGCAGAAACGGGAAGUGCAUUCCCGGCCUCUGGGUGUGUGACAGAGACAGAGACUGUGAGGAUGGCAGUGAUGAACUCCUCUGCAGGGAGCAGACCUGCCCAGGGUUUCUGUGUAAAGAUGGAGGCUGCGUUGCCCAGAGUGCUCUCUGUGACAACACUCCGGACUGCCGUGAUGGCUCUGACGAGUUAGAAGAUACCUGUGGUUUGCGCCACUGUAAGAAGGAUGAGUUUGCCUGCAGCAGUAGCCGAUGUGUAUCCCUCCGCUUCCGUUGUGAUGGCACUGACGACUGUGGCGACGGCAGUGACGAAGCCUCCUGUCAGAACUGUACAGCCGACUUCUUCCUCUGUGAGAGGACAGGGAGCUGCGUUGCCAGGGCCAAGCUGUGCGACGGUCGGCCCGAUUGCCCUGACGGGCAGGACGAGGGCGCUGACGCUUGUCCCUCCGGCCAGCACCCUGCCCCUCACACCUGCUCAAUCUCUGAGUUCAGUUGUGGGGACGGCCAGUGUAUGCCUCACUCCUGGAGAUGUGACCACUCGCCUGACUGUGCUGACGCGAGGGAUGAGGAUGACUGUGAUCAGAAUGAGUGUCUGGUGAACAAUGGUGGCUGUUCUCACCUGUGUGUGGACCAGCCGAUGGGCUUCCUCUGUGACUGCCCUGCUGGUAUGAGGCUGGUGCAUGACUCCCAGUGUGAGGAAAUUGACAUGUGUCUCGACUCUGACGUCUGCAAUCAGCUAUGUGUACAUGUCAACGGGACUUUCUCCUGCGACUGCCAUGAGGGCUACCUGAUGAGCCCAAGGACAGGGGAGUGUAAGGCUAAAGGAGACGUGGCUCAGCUGGUGUUGAGCAGUUCUGAGGGGGUGCGCCGGGUCAACACUGCCGGUAUGGAGUACAGGGAGAUGGCUGCUCACUUACUGGGACCAGGGCCAAUGGCUGCCCUGACUGCAAACCGCACUGUCUACUGGGCAAGGCCAGGACAAGGGUCCAUCUACAGGAUCUCCAUGGAUGGGAAGCCCCUGGAGCCUGUCCUGCUGUUGAAAGGCCAUGGUGCUGUCCUGGGUCUGGCUGUGGACUGGAUCCAUGAGCUUCUCUACUGGACCAACGCUGAUACUCACUCCAUCGAUGUGGCCCGUCUGGACGUCUCUGCACAACGCCUCCUGAUAGGAGGGCUGGCCAUGCCCACUGGAGUGGCUGUGGAACCCUUGUUGGGGUUUUUGUUCUGGGCAGAAGGUGGCAGCUCCCCCAGGAUCGAGCGUGCUGGCCUGGAUGGAGAAGGCAGGCUGCCACUAAUCACCUCAGCCAUAUGGAACCCAGUCGCCAUCUCUCUGGACAUGCCUCGACGACUCCUGUACUGGGUUGACUCAGGGAUGCGCACCAUCUCGAGGGUCGGGUUCGACGGGCAGCAUCGCAAGACCGUGGUGGAGUCCAAUGGAUACCUGGACAGGCCCUUCGGAUUGGCAGUGUUUGAGGGACAUGUAUACUGGAGUGAACAGGACACCCACUCCAUAUGUAGUGCUGACAAGCACAAUGGCAGCCUCUUUAGAGUCAUCCUGCCCAAUAUCGCUUCCCCAGGCGGCUUGGUUCUCAUUCACCCGGUUCUUCAACCAAAAGGCCCUGCUGUGUGUGGAAAUAACGGCGGAGUUUGUCUAUAUGAGUGUGAGCCAGACCUUUUCUCUGGAACAAGCUCUCCCAGCUUCACCUGCAUUCCUCCAAAAGGGAGUAGCGGUGAUGAUGUUGAUGAUACAGUCGUUUCUCACACUCUUCCAGGCCCAGCGCUGUCUGAUACAACCUCUGCUGGAAUCCUUUCGCUCAUAGUUGUCCUGAGUGUGCUAUUGGCAGGGGUGGUGUUGUGGUGGUGGAGGGAGGAGUGCAGGCCCUCCAGGACACUCGACCUCCAAGACUUCUCCCUGAAGGAGUCCCAGGACCCCCUCAUCCAGGCACCAGCCAGAGGCAUGGAGGUUUGUCCUGUCAAGGACACUUUGCUUAAGCUGGACUUGGACCAUUACUGAGUGUCUUAAGUCACGUGUAAGAGUCACCGGUGUCCAGCUGUGCUCCCACCCCUCCCAGUGCCAGCAGUCCCUGGAGUCUCAUCAGGUUAUCUGGCCAAAGGGAGUGAGAAGAAGAGAGGAGGCAUCUUACAGCACUUCCCCUUGAUGACCAGUGGUCCUCCCAGGGCCUCAUUCAACCUCAAUGUUGAUUUCAUUUGAGUUGUGGCUCAUUUAAAGCCUGGAUCAAGUACACCUCGGUUUCAGUGAAGGCUAAAAAUGUACUUAAACAAUUGACUUGAAAAUUACUUGAGCAACUUUGCGUUUUCUAACUUGACUGGAGUUUUAUUGGAAUUGACCCCAGCCUUGGGGGUCCUGGAGCAUGUCAGUGAUUAGCUACAGAUGUCCAGCCUAUGAGAUACUGUACCUCUCAUGCAUACACUUGAAUUGUGACAACAUCUGAAUGUUUUUUUGCAAUCGGUUGGCUAGUCUAUAUGUUCAAACUAAUCCCCAUAUUUCGUCAGGGCAUGGACUCUACAAGGUGUCAUCAGCAUUUCACGGUGAUGCUGGCCCAUGUUGACACCAAUGCUUCCCACAGUUGUUGCAAGUUGGCUGGAUAUAAUUUGGGUGAUGGACAAUUCUUGAUACACACUGGAAACUGUUGUGUGAAAAACCCAGCAGCGUUGCAUUUCUUGACACUCAAAUCGGCGCGCCUUGCACCUACUACCAUAUCCCGUUCAAAGGGACUUAAGUAUUUUGUCUUGCCCUUUCAUCCUCUGAAGGGCACACAAACACAAUCCAUGUCUCAAGACUUGAAAAUGAUUCUUUAACCUGUCUCCUCUCAUUCAUCUACACAGAU
Molecule: messenger RNA, 3125 nt
Organism: Oncorhynchus mykiss (rainbow trout)
Lineage: Eukaryota; Metazoa; Chordata; Actinopteri; Salmoniformes; Salmonidae
Product: low-density lipoprotein receptor
Biological process (GO): receptor-mediated endocytosis
Cellular component (GO): plasma membrane; signaling receptor complex; apical plasma membrane
Molecular function (GO): calcium ion binding; protein binding; hormone binding
Source: RefSeq, a predicted model, not a curated record